CCGCGUAAUCGUGAAUUUGCGAGGACGUCGUUCCAGACGUUCAAGGUUCGCAGCAAGGCCAGGCAAAAGCGGGCAACAUUUACAUUCACGUUUCUCGACGUGCUCGCCGUGCUGCAUCGUCAAUCUCUCGAGUCAAGCGACUCAGCAAAGUAAUCAACAACCCCAUCCCCUCAAACGCUCUCGUAUUGCUGCUGACGUAUCGCUAUCCCACGCCUGCUGCUGAAAGCGGUGCUCAUGGGAAACAACAAUGUCCGCAACGCAAGCGAGAGAACAAUCUCGCAGCGCGUCCAGAAAUGACAGAAUGAGCGACGAGGAGGGACGAUCAGAUGGCUCGUCGCUCUCCAUGCCACCCGAGGAUGAGGAGAGCGUGGAUGGAGAAGGAGAAGAAGGAGAUGAGAACGACAAGGACGAGGUGGAUGAGGCCAUGGAAGUGGAGGACGGCGAACCGGAUGAGGAGGACGAUGCAAGAGAAAACGGCAGGGCGGCAAUGAUUUCGGAUGAUGACGAAGACUCCGCGAGUUCCGCUCCGCAGCGUCCUCGCACAAUUCGGCGAGAGAAGAGAGUGGUGAGCACUCCGGCGGAUACGCCUACUCCUCGCACGCAGAGCGGCAGACCUGCUCGAGCGGCUGUUCGGAAGCCUGUCAUCGACUCUGGUGACUAUGGUGAAGAUGAUGACGAGGAAGAAGAGGAGCAGGAGGAGGAAGAAGAGGAAGAGGAGGUGCUGUUGGAAGAGGAAGACGAAGAGGAUCAAGACGGCGAGGAAGACGAAUUAGAGGAUGACAUGGCGGCGGACAGCCCUGUCCCUUCACGCCAAUCCAAGUCCAAAGCGGAUGCUUCCAAGCAGGAUGUGCAGCAAAGCGGUGCAAGUAAGGCUCUCCGCAUUAGACUCAAGAUGAGCCCCUCCAGACCCGCAAGCACGGCCUCAAGCGGUGCCAAACCCAAGACGAAAUCGUCGAGCAGCAGCAGUGGAGGCUCCAAGCUGCGUUUCAAAGCUGGCAAAGAAGCGGAUCCCAAGAAGCGCAAGCGUGAGUCAGGAUCGGAGUCCGACUUUGAUACCUCCAUCGCAGGCUUGGGCGACGGACUCCCAAAGACCGCCCGCCAGCUGGCCAGAGCGAAUGCCCAAAAAGCAGCGCAAGCGGAGGCCGGGGCGGAAGGCCGAGAAGGAAGCUGGACUCCUCCUCCUGAACUCGGCGGGGAGCCUGCAGAAGAAUUGAUGAGCUUGCCGAUGGAGGAUGAGAAUCAUCCUUUGAGAAAAAGAAGAACUGAAGCAGAGGAAGCGCUCCGAAAGAGCGAGAUCAAUCGCAGAAGAAAGAAUCAGAGCGAGCGGAAGCUCGAGGAUGAAAAGAUUGAGACCAUCAAUCGCCUUUUGAAGCGUCAAGUAGCUCGCAAUGCUAGCUCUAAAGACGAAGAAGACCCUGAUGACACAGGCGCAAAUGCAGGUUCAAGAUCCGGUCUGCGAACGCCUGCGGAACGCAAAGAUGAGCCUACACAGAUGUUUAGGACAGUCAUUGGCUACACUCGUACGCUUGUGGGCGUGCCGCUGCCUGCUCAGUCCCAGCAAGAGAGCCCGUAUCAGAAGCGAUGGAACGAAGUCUUCCCCGACUUGGGCGUCAAGAGGGACCAUGCUCAAAUACAACAAGCGACGGAGACGAACACUUUGUCAACAGCUGCAUGAAUUGCACGUUGCGUUGCUUCUUGGCAUAAAGAUGCUCUCAGGUAAUAUCAGAUGGAUGCAGACGAGACUAGCUCCUCGCCUAGUGAUGGUAUGGAGGAGUAACUUCAGACACGAGCUGGUUUGCCUUCUCCACGGCAUCCA
Messenger RNA from Ceraceosorus guamensis, 1816 nucleotides. RefSeq lists its product as hypothetical. The record is from RefSeq and is a predicted model, not a curated record. NCBI's taxonomy places the organism in Eukaryota, Fungi, Basidiomycota, Exobasidiomycetes, Ceraceosorales, Ceraceosoraceae. Gene Ontology annotation, cellular component: Ino80 complex. The transcript is spliced from 4 exons. The coding region runs from base 248 to 1675 and encodes 475 amino acids.